This is a messenger RNA of Dicrocoelium dendriticum, 1428 nucleotides long. Lineage: Eukaryota; Metazoa; Platyhelminthes; Trematoda; Plagiorchiida; Dicrocoeliidae. The record is from the annotation of a GenBank genome assembly.
GCUCCGGAUAUGCUCGCUCGCUCAGUUGCAUUUUUGAAAUUCCUGGCGUGAUGUCUCGUCACUUGCUUGGUCUGUCGAGAGGGUUGCUCGCGGCGCGUGUGGCGGUUUUAAACUCCGUUCGCCAACCCAUGUCAAUAAUGUCUCCUCUAUUGACUAAAUGUGAAAGCUCAUUUAUCACACGGAGUCGUCGAUUUUCAUCUCAAGUCGACCGGCAGUUCACGGAGGUUUUAUCCAACGAAAUCAAACAAGAAAAGGAGAAUAUGUAUUCUUGUGACCCACCAGCCGGAUUUUCGGUUAUAAAAACAGAAGGUGCCGAAGUAGUUCUCCGUAAGGAAUAUCCCGACGGCGUCUCCGUCGAGGUUGAAAUUAACCUGGCGGGUAGUGUAAAUCCAGAAAUAGAUGAGGCGGAUGGGGAGAUGUCUUCUGAGAAGAAGGAUGAAGUGCCUACUUUGGAAUCUCGACCAGACAUCCGGAUUCGCUUGACUAAACCCUCCGGAAGAUCUAUUGUUUUCAACUGCAGCCUUCCUCCGCGGGACCUCCAACAACAGCAGGCCGAAUCCGAAGACAGCAAUAUUCCAACUUAUUCAGUGGAUUCAGUUGAAGUCGAACGCAUUCCGGGUUACUUCGUUUACACGGAUCUUUUUGAUGAUAAUAUGUACGAUCACACAAUGAAACUUCUGAUGGAGCGCCAGCUGGAUGCGGAUUUUCAGAAUGCACUACAAAAUUUCUGCACUUCUGAGGAACAUAACUUGUAUCUACGAUUCUUAAACGAGUUCCACGCCUACUGCAGAGAUUAGGCGCACACGCGUUGACUUUCAUUCAACCGACCUGUAAUCCAUAUUGCGUACAUUACAUUCAAAUCUUGCGUACCUCCAUUUACCUCUUUAUUCUCUUUUGGUAUUUUGGGUUUUAGUUAGAAACACGGCGCUCUGGGACUGUCCAUUCGAGACGCGACUUCAUCGCAUCCUGCUUCAGAAGUUUUAAGCAACAAUAUUUUGUUAUUUACACCGAACUAAGCUAGCAUUUACCGCACUGGCAAAUCAUCGUAGUUUAUAUGCACGAAAGCAAACCGUAUUGCAGCUGUUUUCUCGUGAUACAUUUGAAUCCACGUACUCGUUAUUCGCUUUGUAUCUGAAUGUCACCAGUCGAUAACAUCUUCCCGCAACACUACCGCUCGCUAGUUGUGCUCUGCUGCAUUUUCCCCUUUAUUCUUUCAGACGACGAUACUCUUCUAUCUGUUACUCACUAUUCUUAUCUGUACCAAUGUAUCAUGUUUUGUGGAGCUUCCCAUACCGCGGCUCCGCUGUACACGUACACCUUUCACUUUCAAAGUUCAGCUGGAGAACCAACAACCACUUGCUGGUGUGUUGCUGACUUUGGUUUACAAUAUUAUUGAUAAGAGCGCUUCGUUGUAGCAACAAAUGAGAC